Molecule: messenger RNA, 2422 nt
Organism: Cotesia glomerata
Lineage: Eukaryota; Metazoa; Arthropoda; Insecta; Hymenoptera; Braconidae
Product: neprilysin-4-like
Exons: 13
Coding region: 108-2375 (755 amino acids)
Biological process (GO): protein processing
Cellular component (GO): plasma membrane
Molecular function (GO): metalloendopeptidase activity
Source: RefSeq, a predicted model, not a curated record
CCACGUGAGUUGUACACAACUAACUGCAGAUACAACAACAAUACAAUAGCAAUUGCAUUGAAAUUUAAAUUAAGAUCGAGAUUGACAGACAACACUAAGACACUAAGAUGCGAUAUAAGGUAAACGACCCAGAGAACAAUGAAAGGAACCCCGAGGAAGCCAAACAGUCGGACGUUCCUUGGUAUACAUGGGACGAGAAAAAAUCACGGAAAGAAACCCGAUUGGUAAUAGUGGUAGGCUUGUUAGUAGUUGCGGUGAUUGCAUUAGUCGCAACGUUGACCUUGCAAAUGGCAGUUUUCCGUAAAGAAGAAUAUAAAGAGAUGUGCCAGAGUGAUGAGUGUAUUAAAACAGCCGCAAGGAUAAUCGAGGCUAUAAAUAAAACCACAGAUCCGUGUGAUGAUUUCUACAAGUUUGCAUGCGAGGGAUGGAUUGCGAGGCAUCCUAUUCCACAAAGUCAAACUUCUUGGGAUCAGUUAAGCCUUCUUCGUGAGGAUUUACUUCAAAACUUGAGGGUACUUUUAGAAGAACCUGACAAAAAUAAUGAUCUAAGACCGGUUAAACUUGCUAGAAAACUUUACAAAACGUGCAUGGACACAGCAAAGGUCGAAAGUCUUGGAUUAACACCAAUGUAUAAAGUUCUAAAAAAACUAGGACUUCCGAAAGAGCCGAUAUUUGAUGAUGAACUAAUUGACCUUGACUGGUCUACUAUAGCUGGUACUGCGCAGAGAUAUUUAGGACUCAAUCUUUUUUUAAAUUUUUACAUUAGCGAGGAUGUAAGAAAUACUUCAAGAAACCGCAUGAUGAUGGAACAAGUAUCACCAGGGUUUAGUGAACGUUAUCUUUUAGAUCCAAUAAGAUUUGAGUCCGAAUUGACUGAGUAUAAGCACUACGUCAAGUCUAUGGUAGAAUUAGCGGGAGUUGGAGACAAAAGUGCAAGCUUUGCCAAUGAAAUUCUAAAUAUAAGCACUAAGAUCGCUAAAAUUAUGGAAACGCCAGAAGAAAGGAGAAGCUCUAAUCAUUUACUUCAUGACGUUAGUAUUGAUGAACUUCAACAAUUGACGGAUCUUCAUGCCGUCAAGUGGAAUUGGACGCGAUAUGUUGAUGCUGUUUUUGAGAACACAGACGUUGAAAUUGACGCUAUUACGGAUCGUGUUAUCAUAAUGGAUUUGCUGUACUUGCAGAAGCUACCACUGCUUUUAGAUGAUACACCUCCUGCUACUAUUGCUCGUUACGUUUGGUGGAGCGUGUAUUCAACAAUUGCGCCUUUGACAUUACAAAAGUUUCGUGACCUUGGUUUUCAAUUUUCACAAAAAGUAUAUGGUCUUAAGGAAAAAACUCCAAGAUGGAAAGGAUGCACGGGAAAUGUGAAUUCUAAUUUUGGAAUGGCUCUCACUUAUUUAUAUGUACAAAGACACUUUAAUGAGCAGGCCAAAGAAAAGGCAUUAGAGAUGUUAUUAGAUAUUCGAGCGGCAUUUGACGAAAUGGUUACUGAAUUGGAGUGGAUGGAUAUCGGUACACGAGCGAGAGCACAUAAAAAAUUAAAUGCAAUGAGACCUUUCGUAGGAUUUCCUGAGUGGAUUAUGGAUCCUCAAAAGUUGGAUGAAUUUUAUGAUGGGGCUGAAGUAAUUGAAGGACAACUAUUUGAUACAUUUCUAAAACUUACUGACGUCGGCACGAACAAAACACUUAGUAGUCUGAAAGAAAAACCUGAUAAAGACCGUUGGAUUUCCACUGGCACAACUGUUAAUGCUUUUUACAGCGCAAUUUUAAAUUCAGUCACAUUCCCAGCCGGAAUUCUUCAUCCACCUUUCUAUGGAAAUGGAUUAGAAUCUAUCAAUUAUGGAGCGAUGGGAGCGAUAAUGGGUCACGAACUGACACAUGGAUUCGACGAUCAAGGUCGUAGAUAUGACGAGAAUGGCAAUCUACGUCAGUGGUGGAGUGAUGAGACAUUGCAACAUUACCACGAGAAAGUUGAGUGUAUCAUUAAACAAUAUAGUAACUAUCAUUUGCCGGAGCUUAGUAAUAAUUUUACGGUCAAUGGAAUAAACACCCAAAGUGAGAAUAUUGCUGACAAUGGAGGUAUCCGCGAGGCUUAUCGAGCGUACAAGAGAUUGAAAGCUAGAAAUUCAAGUCCUCAAGCUCUACCUGGCCUAGCUGAUUAUUCACAAGAUCAACUAUUCUUUCUGGGAUUCGCUCAAAUAUGGUGUGGAAACUAUACCAAUGGCGCUUUAAAGUCCAAACUUAUUGAGGGAGCUCACGCACCCAAUCAUUUCCGUGUGAUUGGUACACUUUCAAAUAAUUUAGAUUUUGCUAAAGCUUGGAAAUGUCCUUUGGGGAGUCCCAUGAAUCCUCCACAGAAAUGUGUGCUUUGGUAAUUGUGUUUUAGAAGUUUAUAAUAAGGACCAAUUGUACAUAAACGUGA